UCGAAAUUGGAUUUGUGUUCGCUGGCUAAGAAUAACGUUCACCAUGAACGAUUACUGCAGCGAAGAGCUGCAAGCUAAGGCGAUUGUCCGGGUCGUGGUCGCACAGCUUUCUUCAGGAAAGUCUCGAAAACAUCCAGUUUUACUCGAAUUUUGAGCUUACUCGAAUCAAAGCAUCUUUAUUCUCCCGAUGCUGUUCACCAAGAAUACCGCCGCCACCCGGUGAAACAAUGGGGCAGACGCAAAGCGAUGCGGACGAACAGGUGGAAAUGUCUCAGAUUCAAGAGCUGUACAAGAAAUUUGCGAGCGAAUGCCCCAGUGGAAAUUUGCAUUUGCACGAAUUCAAAAAAAUCUUUGGAGUCACUAGCGAGUCGUCAGCAGAGGAAUGUGCAUAUAUGGAAAACUUGUUCCGUUCAUUUGACGCUAAUAAGGACAAUACUAUAGACUUCCUGGAAUAUGUGGCAGCAGUGCACCUUGUUCUACGGGGGAAACUUGAAGAUAAGCUGAAGUGGACGUUCAAGGUCUACGACAGAGAUGGGAAUGGACGUCUUGACAAACGCGAAGUGAGAAAUAUUAUCAGGAUUAUUUGCGAAAUUAAGAAGCAAAAUGGUGAAGCUGAAAGUGAACCUCUCUCACCUGACCAAAUAUGCAACAGAAUAUUCGAUCACCUUGAUGUAAAUAAAGACGGUCAGAUUUCACUCGAGGAGUUUUUGGAGGGAGCGCAGAAGGAUUCAUGGGUUUUAGAUCACCUUACACUGGAUUUGAAACCGUGUGAGUGGUUUAUAGAAAUGCAAAAAAAGAACUGUAAAAAAAAACAGCCCUGAAGAAAACUUGGAAAGCAAGGCAAAGCAAUAGACAUGUUAACCUCAGUAAAUGAACUUACAGCUCUUCAAUUUCACUUUGUGAAGACAGUAUAAUUUCAAGGCUGGCCAGAAGACAACACUAUCAACACUUUUUAACAAAUGGAAAAUAAAUCUUGGCCAUGAACACAGAAAAAGUCUGAGGGAAAAACUAUAUAAAUGUUUUUACACAAAGCCAUGAAGUAAGGAAGAGAGGAAUCCAUCCCAACGGUGUUGUGUUGAUUCUUGGACACAAGCGAUCUGGCUUAUGUUUGCAGAAGACCAGGAAUCCCUGCUCUGUAACCAGCUAACUCGAAAAGUUUCCGGAACACUCGAGGAAGAUUCCAAUUUGGUUGCGACGUACCAUUAUGAUGGCAAUGUUCCCCAAGCCCCUCAAAUUAAUUUCUUGCUUGCAUAACAUAACUGAAAACUGAACUGUUCUGUGGAUAUUGCUGUGAAGGAAACUGGCAAAAGUUAAUGUGAGCCAUCCUGGAUAGGACCAUGUGUUAAGAUAUUGUGUACUAAAAUAGCCCUCAUCCUCAAUGAGGGCAAACAAUUGGGUAACGUUACAUUACACUUAUUUAGGAGACGCUCUUAUCCAGAGUGACUUACACAACCUUUUACAUAGCAUUUUACAUUGUAUCCAUUUUAUACAGCUGGAUAUAUACUGAAGCAG
This is a messenger RNA of Anguilla anguilla (European eel), 1512 nucleotides long. Its product is annotated as guanylyl cyclase-activating protein 2-like. The transcript has 4 exons. Gene Ontology annotation, molecular function: calcium ion binding; calcium sensitive guanylate cyclase activator activity. The record is from RefSeq and is a predicted model, not a curated record. NCBI's taxonomy places the organism in Eukaryota, Metazoa, Chordata, Actinopteri, Anguilliformes, Anguillidae. Gene Ontology annotation, cellular component: photoreceptor inner segment; cone photoreceptor outer segment. The coding region runs from base 228 to 821 and encodes 197 amino acids. Gene Ontology annotation, biological process: visual perception.